AUCCUUUAAAAUAAGACAUUUCACAAAACUUAACAAGUCAACUAAAAACUAAUUUUAAAAAAUUAUAAAAAAAUAACUGUACAUAUAGCUAACAAUCUAGUCAAUAUAUCGAGUGUCGAAUUUUAUAAACAAAAUGAUGAUUGUCCCCUCCUAUAAAUUAAGACGGGUACACCUGCUGUUCUAUAAUUCUCUUUUCAGGUAACCAGCAGUGUUAUUUCCGUCUUUCAAGUUCAAGAACGAGGUUGUAAGGUGCUCUUGUGGCAUACUUAUGUAUAAGCUAUCCCUAUAAACAGUUCAGUUAUCGCAAAAAUAUUAUUAUUGGUACUCUCGGCAGUGGUGUUGGAAAAGAGGGUGUAAUUUGUGUAAUUAGAAAAAUAAGGUUUUUUUUUAAAAUGCGGUGACUUUAGUGUUUGUUGUUUUUUGAGAACCGAUUUACUAAUUUUUGCCAUAAAAUGGAAAGAAGAUGGAUAUUCAAAAACAUUUUAAGUAUAACGAUAUUUUAUACAGUUAUUUCGCUUUCAAAACAAAAAGCAAGUCAAAAAUGUGAAGGUGGAGCGGGUCUAAAGUAUUUAUGGGGAGACGCCUUAAUAGACACGCCGGGGUGUUUAGGUCCCCACGAUACGCCAUAUCCCGAUGCCACAAUUACACGUAUGUUUAAGAACCAGAAUAUAUGGAAUGGCAGUUCUAGGACUGCGAGAUUUAAAAGAACAAUAGAUCCUAUGUUAACUCGAAAAGCGCUGCUAGCAGCUCAUCAGAUAAACACGGGGGAGACACUGUCAACGUUAUCAAGAACUGCGCGGUCUACCCAAUCAACUACUUGUUCAUCCACGCCCUCGAGAUUAUGUAAAACGAGAUAUAACACCACAGCCCCUAUGUACGGAGUAUCUUUAACAUCUGGACAACCAGUUACUAUAGUACAAAAGUUUCCCGAUUUGUUACAACAAGUUGUUUUUGAGGUUUGUGAAAGUUCAGAAUGCGACGUGGUUAGAGGGGAAUGUACCCAAACAUACGUUCCGUACUUAUUUUUAGUGAUACCCUUAGGACCAGUCACCCUUACUGGGCAGGAUUAUGUCCUCGUUGAAAGUGGAUGUGUAUGCAGGCCCAAAUACGCAUCACAAUUAACAAAUCAAGAAGCAAGUGCCGUAGCUUCCAUACCGAGAUUAUAAUAAGACUAGUUUGUGUGUACAUUUAAAUGAAAAAUUAAUUUAUUUUAUUUAUUUACGUGUUGUGCUCCACGGGCAUGUGUUUAUAGAAAUAACUUUUAAGAAUUUAGCGAACAUUUUGCGACUUUUUUGGUACUGAAAUUAUAAUUGUUAAAGAUUUUUAAAAAAAUUAUAUAAAAUCAAUUUUACCAAAAGAAUCGUAACCCUCUUUUUAAAAUAAACUAUAAUAAAGGAAGAAUUCAGUUUUAAUGGCCUGUGCAAUAUUUUAAACAAAACAGAAGGCACUUCUUAAAAAAAAUUAAAUUUUGUUAUAUCAUUACCUUCCCUUUAGUCUUGUAAAUUGUGUUUUUAUUUAUAUUAAUAACAACCCUUUACUAGAACAAGGAAAGGAAGAAUUUAUAUGUAUUCCUAUAUUAAUCAUUUAAUGAUAAACCAGAUUUUGCAUGUGGAGAUAUUCAACUAAUGUAUUUUAUCUAAAAUCAGUUGGAAUCGAACUCAGAUAGGUAGUGUGACAGAUGAGCAUUAUUCUUUGCCUGUGUUAACGGGGACAUACACAAACUAUUUUUGUUUUGUGCACUUCCACGAUUGAUUAUCAUUCAAAUGAUGAAGUUUCAUUCUCCCCUUUUUAAAAUAAAUACAAAAAACCUACCACACUUCCGCGUUCAGUUACUUAAUUUAACAGGAAAUUACGAAAAUAAUAUGAUCAAAUCAA
Agrilus planipennis (emerald ash borer) is the source of this 1875-nucleotide messenger RNA. RefSeq lists its product as uncharacterized. The record is from RefSeq and is a predicted model, not a curated record. The transcript has 5 exons. Bases 453 to 1166 code for a protein of 237 amino acids. Lineage: Eukaryota; Metazoa; Arthropoda; Insecta; Coleoptera; Buprestidae.